Molecule: messenger RNA, 1359 nt
Organism: Nelumbo nucifera (sacred lotus)
Lineage: Eukaryota; Viridiplantae; Streptophyta; Magnoliopsida; Proteales; Nelumbonaceae
Product: RNA binding (RRM/RBD/RNP motifs) family protein
Molecular function (GO): RNA binding
Source: RefSeq, a predicted model, not a curated record
CUAUCUUGCUUACAUUCUUCCAACUUGUCUGGUUUUUAAGGUUUUUUUCUUUACUGAACAAGCGAGGAAGCGGGAGAGAACAGAAGAGAAACGAGCACAGAACGGUAUUUUGUGAAAAUAAUGCAGACUAGAACAGUUGAAGUAGGACAUGUAUCAGAUCUAGCUGGAGAAAGAGAAAUUCAGGAAUUUUUUUCUUUUUCUGGAGAUAUAGAACACAUAGAGAUCCAAUGUGAAGCUGGGAAAUCGAAGACUGCGUUUGUCACAUUCAAAGAUCCGAAAGCACUGGAAAUUGCUUUGCUGUUAUCGGGGGCAACCAUAGUAGACCAGGUUGUGACUAUAACACCUGUUGAAAACUAUGUACCAAAGGUUGAGGAAGUAAGGAUAAUGGACAGUACAGCAACUGUAGCUUCAGAGGGAAACCCUGUACCAAAUGCUGAGACUAAAAGCAGUUCUAGAAAUGGACGGAUAUAUGCCAGUAAAGCUCAGGAUGUUGUUGCAAGCAUGCUGGCUAAAGGCUCAGCUAUUGGACAAGAUGCCAUGAAUAAAGCUAAAGCAUUUGAUGAAAAGCACCAAUUGACAGCCAGUGCAUCUGCCAAGGUCAUAUCCUUUGACAGGAGAGUUGGGCUUACAGAGAAAGUAACUGUUGGAAUUUCUGUGGUUAAUGAGAAAGUGAAGUCAGUGGAUCAAAGGUUGCAUGUAUCGGAUAAAACAAUGGCUGCAUUAACUGCAGCAGAAAGGAAGUUGAAUGACACAGGAUCAGCUGUCAAAACAAGCAGGUAUGUAACUGCAGGAGCAGCUUGGCUAAAUGGAGCUUUCAGUAAGGUGGCAAGGGUUGGGCAAGUAGCAGGUACAAAAACUAGAGAAAAGUUUCAGCUAGCUGUGUCAAAUUUGACUGCGAAGGAUCCUCCUAUUGCUGCAUAAACCUGUAAAGUUCAUUGCGGCAUACUGUUUGUAGAUCCCUUGCAUAUAAUGCAAUUUAUAGCCUGUGCUAACCUUCAAAUAGUAUUGGAAAUGGGGAACUUGAAGGUGCAAGGGAAUGAAACAAAUGUGUGGUCUCCCAGGAAUGAUAUUUGGUUUAUGCAGUUUGAUUGGUGAGAUUGCUUUUUGUUUUUCCAAGCGGUUCAUUUUUUUUUUUUUAUGUUUCCUUUUAAUUUUUCUUCUUUUUCCUUGCCCCCUCCUUUUUAGGGGUGUUUAGUUAGUAGCGUGGUCUGUGUGUUCUUGUGUUUUAUUUUUACUUAUUUAUUUUUUAUUCUUAUUGUUUGAAAUUUGUAUUGGAAAGUAGCGUGGUCUAUGGUGUUCUUGUCCCUGACCAUUGAAGUAAAUACGUUCAUCAGUGCAAUUGUGUGACAAUCUCAUCAA